Equus caballus (horse) is the source of this 4844-nucleotide messenger RNA. It is a transcript of the gene ZDHHC8, whose product is annotated as zinc finger DHHC-type palmitoyltransferase 8. Gene Ontology annotation, cellular component: Golgi apparatus. Lineage: Eukaryota; Metazoa; Chordata; Mammalia; Perissodactyla; Equidae. Gene Ontology annotation, molecular function: palmitoyltransferase activity. The record is from RefSeq and is a predicted model, not a curated record. Gene Ontology annotation, biological process: protein palmitoylation.
GGCCCGACCCCGGCCGGCCCCGCCCGCCCGGCCCCGGGGAGGGAUGCGGCGGCGCGGCGCCCAGGAUGCCCCGCAGCCCCGGGACGCGCCUCAAACCCGCCAAGUACAUCCCGGUGGCCACGGCAGCCGCGCUGCUGGUCGGCUCCAGCACCCUGUUCUUCGUGUUCACGUGCCCAUGGUUGACGCGAGCUGUGUCCCCAGCCAUUCCCGUCUACAAUGGCAUCAUCUUCCUCUUUGUCCUGGCCAACUUCAGCAUGGCCACCUUCAUGGACCCUGGCGUCUUCCCCCGAGCGGAUGAGGACGAGGAUAAGGAGGACGACUUCCGGGCCCCCCUGUACAAGAACGUGGAUGUGCGGGGCAUCCAGGUCCGUAUGAAGUGGUGCGCCACCUGCCACUUCUACCGCCCGCCGCGCUGCUCCCACUGCAGCGUCUGCGACAACUGCGUAGAGGACUUCGACCACCACUGCCCCUGGGUCAACAACUGCAUCGGGCGUCGCAACUACCGCUACUUCUUCCUGUUCCUGCUGUCGCUCAGUGCGCACAUGGUGGGUGUCGUCGCCUUUGGCCUGGUCUACGUGCUGAACCACGCCGAGGGGCUGGGCGCUGCCCACACCACCAUCACCAUGGCUGUCAUGUGUGUGGCCGGCCUCUUCUUCAUCCCCGUCAUUGGCCUCACCGGCUUCCACGUGGUGCUGGUCACUCGGGGGCGCACCACCAACGAGCAGGUGACGGGCAAGUUCCGAGGGGGCGUGAAUCCUUUCACCCGAGGCUGCUGUGGGAACGUGGAACAUGUGCUGUGCAGCCCCCUGGCGCCCCGGUACGUAGCAGAGCCGCCCCGGCUGCCGCUUGGCGCGCGCCUGAAACCACCCUUCCUUCGGCCCGAGCUCCUGGAGCGAGCCGCACCGCUCAAGGUCAAACUUAGCGACAACGGGCUGAAGGCCAGCCUGGGCCGCAGCAAGUCCAAGGGCAGCCUGGACCGGCUGGAUGAGAAGCCACUGGACCUGGGGCCGCCGCUGCCCCCCAAGGCGGACGCCAGCACAUUCAGCGGCGACCGGCAGACCCCACGCCCAGGCAGUGCUGAGAGUGCCCUGUCGGCGCAGAGGACCAGCCCCCCGACACCAGCCAUGUACAAGUUCCGGCCCGCCUUUCCCACGGGUCCCAAGGCGCCCUUCUGCGGGCCCAGUGAGCAGGUCCCUGGGCCUGACUCCCUGACGCUGGGAGAAGACAGCAUCCACAGCCUGGACUUCGCGUCCGAGCCCAGCCUGGACCUCCCCGACUAUGCUCCUGGUGGCCUGCAUGCGGCCUACCCACCAUCCCCGCCUCUCAGUGCCGCCGACACCUUCGCCGGCGCCUUGCGCUCCCUGAGCCUCAAGGCUGCGAGCCGGCGGGGGGGGGACCAUGUGGCCCUGCAGCCCCUGCGUUCUGAGGGUGGGCCCCCCACACCCCACCGCAGCAUCUUUGCCCCCCACGCACUGCCCAACCGCAAUGGCAGCCUGUCCUAUGACAGUCUGCUUAACCCCGGCUCACCUGGCAGCCACACGUGCCCGGCCCACCCCUUGGCUGGUGUGGCUGGCUACCGCUCACCCUACCUGCACCCGGGGGUGGUGAGCGACCCCCCGCGGCCCCCGCCCCGCAGCUUCAGCCCCGUGCUGGGCCCUCGGCCACGGGAGCCCUCGCCCGUGCGCUACGACAACCUGUCCAGGACCAUCAUGGCCUCCAUCCAGGAGCGCAAGGACAGGGAGGAGCGGGAGCGGCUGCUGCGCUCUCAGGCCGACUCGCUCUUCGGCGACUCAGGCGUCUAUGAUGCGCCCAGCUCCUACAGCCUGCAGCAGGCCAGCGUGCUGCCCGAGGGCUCCCGUGGCCCCGCGCGGCGCUGCGGCUCCAGAGAUGACCUGGUGGCUGGGCCUGGCUUUGGUGGUGCCCGCAACCCUGCACUGCAGACGUCGCUGUCCUCACUGUCAAGCGCUGUGAGCCGGGCUCCUCGGACCUCAUCGUCCUCCCUGCAGGCUGACGUGGCCAACAACAACGCCCCAGGGCCCCGGCCAGGCAGCGGCUCACAUAGGUCGCCAGUGCGCCAAGGCCCGCCCUCCCCACCCAGCACUCCUCGCUCACCCUCCUUCGCUGGCCCCAAGGCUGUCGCCUUCAUCCACACGGACCUCCCGGAACCACCGCCCUCACUGGCCGUGCAGAGGGACCACCCUCAGCUGAAGACCCCCCCAAGUAAGCUUAAUGGGCAGUCCCCAGGCCUGGCCCGCCUGGGGCCUGCUGCCGGCCCCCCGGGGCCCUCCGCCAGUCCUGCCCGGCACACGCUCGUUAAGAAGGUGUCCGGCGUGGGUGGGACCACGUACGAGAUCUCGGUGUGAGGACUGACCAGCACCCAUCUGCUGGGGCACCACGGGGACCAGGACCCCCCAGCGGCUGCCCCCCUCCCGACUCCUCUGCCCCAGGAGCGGAGGCCCAGGCUUCGUGUGGACACAUCAGCGGGAGAGAGAACUACGCCUCCACGAGCCUGUCCCUCGCCCUCCACCCAUCCGUCCACCCAUCUGCUCACCAGGGCACGACUGGGCUGAGGGCCACCGGGCUGCAGGAUCUGUGUGUCAGUGGCCCCGCCCCAUGGGUGAGGCAGUGAGGGGGUGCAGUCUGCAGCUGCACAGCCUGCACCUGUGCCCCCCGAGGUUGUCACCAGGCCAGUCCCUACCACUCCCCUUACACACGGGUCCCUAUGGCCCAGAGAUGGACAGAGGGACCUGGGCCCAUCCUCCUGGACCAAGGGCCCCACUGCCCGGCUGCUCCUAACCGGUUGCCUUUCAGGGACCCGCAGAAGUUUGUAGCUUGACAAGGCCAGUUCUUCUGUGGGGAGUCCAGCCCCCAGCCCACUAGCACCCAGCUCUGAGGUUGCUCUGGGUUCUGACAGACAGGUGGACGGACAGACGGACAGCCAGCUAUGGGUGGGGUCUGGGCUCCGUGUGUCCCGUCUCGCCCAGCUGGUGGGCGCGUCCCCGUGUCUGUGCGCUGAGCUGCCGUGCCUCGUCCCCUGUGUUAAUGCUCGGGCCCCCCUGCCCCCCUGCCGGGAAACCCGCUUUCAUUGAAGCCUUAACCUCUGCUUUAUGCUCUUGUGGGAGGCGACAGGGGCAGGUGGGAGCAGACCGGGCCGGACGCUGCCAGGGGGGCCCAUGAGACCAGGAGCCCCCUCCCUGCCCACCUGGAGAUUCCCCACCCCAAGGCAUGCAAAUCCGGGCUGCCGAGCCUCGGCGCCUGCGUGGGAAGCACACUGGGGAGGGGUCGGAGUUUCACCUGGCACCAGGGACCUGGGAGUAAGCACACGGCAGCGUCCGCUUGCGUUGUGUCUGUUUUAUGUUUUUAUAUCUACAUCUAUAUAUAUAUAUAUAAUUUUAUUAAAAAAAGAAAAAGAGUCACUUUGAUUCUUUCCUUGAGCAAGGCCAGGCUAUUGCUGCAAUGUGGGGGCUCCGGGGGCGGGGGCCAGCGGGUCAGGCUCUGGGAGAGGCGCUGGCUGGCAGCCUGGGUUCGGAUGUUCCGAGUGGGCAUUUCUGCUGACUUAAGCCGAGCUGGGGCCCUGGGAAGUGGGGGCUGAAAAGCAUGAGGUUCCCUUGGGUCCAUGUCAUCCCUAGCCGUUAACGGGUCAUUUGGAGAAAGGCUGGGGUCGCAGCCACCCCAGGGGACCCCUGGGAACCCAAGGGCUAGGAGGAGGUGGAAUGGGGGUGCAUACGGGGCCGCCCAUUGCUUUGCAAAGCUGAGACAGCCUGGGCAGAGCUGGGGGCUGGCCCAGUGUGGGAGGGACCUGGCCUGGCCCACACUGGGCAGUUCUGCUCCACGCUGACCCCCACCUUUCUGCUUCUCUCUCACGGGAUGCUGCGGCCCGCAGGGGGCGGAUCGGCACCUGCAGCCGUGGAUGGGGGUGGCGUGGCCAGUCCAGGGUGCCCCCCGGCCUGCACCUGUGCCACCUUGGCCUCCCUGAGGACCACUCGACGCUGCGGGCCCCCUGGAGCCCGGCUGCUGGGGCUGUUUGCCGCCCGCACUCGGCCGCCUCCAGCCUUUUCCCUGGCCUCUUGGGGCCUGAGCGGGACGCCAAGUAGGCAGCUCUGGGGCCCAGGACAACCUAGCCCUAGGAGCCAGGCUGCCACGGACCCUGGACCUGGGCUGGGGGUCCCCUCUCCACCAGCCACACCUUGACCGACUCCCAGCCCACCGGGGCCCGUGACCCUGUGCCCACCCACCUCAGGAAGUCCCCACCUACCGCAGGCUGUCCAACACCCCAGGCGGGGGCCCUGGAGCUGUUGGGACCAGCACAGCCUUCCCGGGGUGUCAUGCCAUCACCCCAACUUCCCUGUCUGACCAAGCACUUUAGAUGCCACUUCCUCCCCAGGGAGCCCAGGCCUCUAUGGGUUGGGCUGGGGUGGGGGUCUCAGGUUGCCCCCGCAGGUCACUGCACUCCCUCCUCCCUGCACCUGACACAUGAACGGAUGCCUUAACCUGGAGCUACCAGCCUGGUGAGCGGUCCAGGCCCCGCCAGGGUCGGGAGGAGCCCCUGCUGCCCAGUGCGGUUCAUGGACGGCUUCUGCCCUCGCCCCGCCCGGGUGGUGCUCACUCUGAGAUGUCACAUCCGGGGAGCUCAGAGGGCUCCGCUGUCCCCUACCCUGCAGUCUCUGGCCAGCAGGGCCUGGGCGCCCCAGGGGCAGGGAAGGGCCCGCCAGCCCUUUUCCCGCCCGGGCAGUGGCUCUGUUUCUCCCACUGGGGGUGAGCAAGCCACAAAGCUAUUCUCUAUUGUUCUGAAGCGGAUUCCCCUCGCCCUGAUUUAAUGCCCUAAAUAAAAUGUUUGGUGUUUA